This is a messenger RNA of Dujonia railenensis, 1557 nucleotides long. The record is from the annotation of a GenBank genome assembly. NCBI's taxonomy places the organism in Eukaryota, Fungi, Ascomycota, Pichiomycetes, Serinales, Debaryomycetaceae.
AUGUCAGCCUUACCUAAUGAAAAUUGUAUUAUGGAAAUAACUAGUAAGAAAAAAUCCAACGUCGUUGAAUACAGAACAACCGCUGAAGACUCGGAGGAGUCUCUCAGUGAACGAUUCAAAUACAAUAGUGUUGAAAGAAAACAAAGAUUUGCAUCUGGCGCCAAAUCUAUGGACAUUAUUGUGUUGUUUAGUGCUGGUUUUGCAUUGAUUUCAGAUGGAUACCAAAACAGUAUUAUGACUAUGUUGAAUAGCGUCCUAGCUUUGGAAUAUCCAGAGGAGUAUACUUCUGACAUGAAAACUACUGUUUCUUACGCUUCUACUGUUGGAACUAUUUUCGGCCAAGUUGCAGUCGGUUUCACAACUGAUUACUUGGGAAGAAAAUGGUCAAUUGUUGUUGCCACACUAUUCCUCAUCUUGGGUACAAUAAUGUGUGCAGCUUCACAUGGUGAAACAGUUGAUGGCUUACUUUGGAUGUUAAUUAUAUCUAGAGGAGUAACUGGAUUUGGAAUCGGAGCGGAAUAUCCAUCCUCAGCCGUUUCUGCAAGUGAAGCUGCCAAUGAAUCCAUUAAAAGAAGAGGCGCGGCCAUCAUCUUGUGUACAAACUUGCCAUUGGCCUGUGGCAGUCCCUUUGGUCUUAUCAUUUUUUUGAUUGUCCAUCAAAUUACGAAAAAUCACUAUGCUGCUACAUGGAGGACUAUGUUUGCUAUUGGAGUAUUUUGGCCCUUAUCCGUCUUUUACUUUAGAAUGAAAAUGGCCACUUCUAAAUUGUACAAGGAUAAUGCUAUCAGAAGGAAUGUUCCCUACUGGUUGGCGUUGAAGUACUAUUGGCCGAGAUUGUUUGGUACGUGUGCAUGUUGGUUUUUGUAUGAUUUCGUUACAUUCCCGAAUGGUAUUUUCUCUUCUGGUAUCAUAUCUUCCGUAUUAAAGGGUAAAGAAGCUAAGGAUUUAAACAAGGUGGCCGAAUGGACUUUGUUGUUAGGUGUUAUUGCUAUUCCUGGUGUAUUUAUAGGUGCAUAUUUAUGCGACAGAAUUGGAAGAAAGUAUACAUUGAUUACUGGGUUUUGUGGAUACAUUAUUUUUGGGUUGAUUGUUGGAUGUGGGUAUGAAAAGGUUUCUAAAAUCACUGCUUUAUUUAUCGUACUAUACGGUCUAAUGAUGUCUAGUGGCAAUUUAGGACCGGGAGACAUGAUGGGUAUAACUCCUCUUGAAUCUUUCGCAACACCAAUUCGUGGAACAUGUUAUGGAAUCUCUGCAGCAAUUGGUAAAGUUGGGGCUGUAGUUGGUACUAAAUGUUUCACACCAAUUCAAAAAAAUUUGGGUAAAAGAUGGACUUUCAUUAUUGCAGCAAUCUGUGGACUUCUUGGUGUUCUUAUAGCGUUUUUCUUUAUCCCUCACUUAAAAGACGAAGAUUUGCUUGAGGAAGAUAUUAAAUUCAAAAAUUACCUAAUAGCAAAUGGUUGGGAAGGUGAUUUUGGUAUAUCGCCUGAGCAACUACUGACUGUGGAAUUAGACAUUGAUGAAGGGAAAGAAUCAGAAAAACCCCGUGAACCACAAUAA